CCAACAAGUAGCAGUUCAGCAUUCGACGCGUUCGCUUGCCAGCGGACACAGGACCAACUAAACGGGUCAACUUUCAGCGAAACGGUUGGGUUUCGAAAACGCCGAGUAACGGUUAUCGGUUCGGACAGUUCUCGAAUUUUUUAUUUUUGUUUGAGAGUGUUUCGCAUGUGUGAAGACAUCAGAAGAGCGCGGUAGAACCAAAUUAAUAAAAUAAACUUGCACCUUUAAUUUCUUGUGGAAGUUCACUAACCAAAAACUCUCAAGGAUACGUUCCCAAGAUGCAGACGAAUGUGCAAAUCGACUCGAAGAAUCUGCGCAGCACCGAUGACAAUUUCCGUUCCCGUGGCCAUCACAUCACCAUAGAGGAACUGGUGGCCAUUUCUCCGGAGCGCCGCAACUGGCGUGGCAUCUUCAUCGCCCUGCUGGUCAUCGCUGCCGUUUUUAGCCUGAUCAUAUUCUCGAUCUUCCUGCUGUCGCCGGAGGAUGAGGGUCUACGGAUCCGUGGUCGCCGGAUGCUGCCCAGCGACAUCCUGGGCAGGAGCCUCCAGUGGAAGCCGUUCAACGGCACCUGGAGCAAUGGUCGUGAGCUCAUUUAUCGCGAUCCAACGGGCGGCCUAUCCAUUCUCAAUAUGGCCGAUCUUACCACACGCAUCCUAAUGACCAAUUCAACAUUCCGCCAAUUGAAUGCGGAAUCAUUUUUAGUCGCACCUGACCAAAAAUACGUACUACUGCAGUCGGAUUCAAAUGCCGAGGGCUCCAGACAUCACGUAUACGAGGUGCAGACGGCCAACACAUUUCCGUUGGGUCCAACGGAGAACAUAGCCGAGGCGCCACGCCUCCAGCACGUGGUGUGGGCGCCAGCGAAUCCGCCGCCACCGCUUGGAGCACCACCACCCAGUGGCGCAAGUGGUGCAAAUGGUGCCAGCGGCGCCAGCACCACGACAAUGGCCCCUUUGCCCAGUGGCAGCAUAAUCCUAAACAGCCUGGCUGGGGCUGCCAAUGGACCAGCAUCAGCCGGAGCCUCCGGCUCCUCCGCAACAAAUCCGAAUGGCAAGGCCGGCGGUUACACUUUGAACCAGGCCAUCGCCUUUGUCCACCACAACGACAUCUACUACAAGCCCAAGGUGCAGGGCGAACUUGUGUGCCGGAUAACGCAGACGGGUUCGGGUUCGCUGGAAGGCGAAUCCACAGGGGUGGUGUUCAACGGGGUGCCCGAUUGGAUGUACGAGAAUGUGCCGGAGCUGGAGAGCCGCCGGAGCAGCAUGGAGUUCUCGCCGGACGGACUCUUUUUGGCCUUCCUCAGCUACAAUGACAGCGAGGUCAGCGAGUACAAAUACACUUGGAUGGGUGAUGAUAUCAAAUACCCGGCGGUGAUGAGCCAACGCUAUCCCAAGACGGGUUCCCGCAAUCCGAAUGUCACGGUCAACGUGGUGAAUCUCUCGGUGAUCAAGUACAUCUUUCCCACGCAGAUCAAGCUGCCGAGUGAGCUCUCCAAUGGUAGCUACGUGGGCGGCUUGACCUGGGCCUCGUCCACUGACCUGUCGGUGACGGUGACCAACCGCGAGCAGACCAAGGCCACCACGGUGCUGUGCAGAGCUCCACACUUCCAUUGCCAGGCGGUGCACACGGAGGUGACCAUCAACGAUGGCUGGGUUCUGCCAUCGGAACGGCCCAUCUUCUCGGUGCGGAACCAGGGCCACAGUCGACUGGGAAAACUGGUCCAGAAUGCGGAGGAGAUCCAGGCGGAGAGUCAGAAUGUGAAUGUGACGGAUGGCCAAACGCACACGACACACGAGAUCAGCAAUGGUGGCUAUCUGCUAAAGCGUCUGCCGGUUCGAGAUGGCGAACACGGUCACUACCGCCACGUGGUCUUCAUAUCCUCGCUGGACCGACGCCCCGUGCCGCUGACCAUGGGUCGGUUCGAGGUCACCGAGAUCGUCGGUUGGGAUGAGCCGCAUGAGAUCGUCUACUUCAUGGCUGCGCCGGAGAAGAGACCUGGCGAACGGCAUUUGUACAAGAUUAACCUGAAGCUCAAUGUCACCGAAUCGAAUCGGACGUACAUCACCUCCACAUCGCCCACCUGUCUCACCUGCGACAACACGGAGUCCACGUACCGGCUCCACCGGGCCAGAAUCUCGCAGCGAGGCGAUCGAUGGGAGGAUAUUGUGGCUCGCCUGGAGCCCGACGAUUGCCUCUACGAUAUACCCAAGAAUUGCCUGUUCAAUCGGGUGCAGUUCAGCCAGGACUACAGCUACUAUGUGCAGGAGUGCCUGGGUCCGGAGGCACCCAGUGUCUACCUGGUGGAGACGGCCAGCAAUGACAAGAUUUAUGUGCUGAACGCCGGCGAUGUCCUGCGUCACCGACUCUCCCAACUCGCCAUUCCGCAAUCGCGCACCUUCAGCGUGGAGAUCCGGCACGGAUUCCACGCCCAGGUGCGUCUCUUCCUGCCACCCGGAAUGCGAGAGGAGGAGGACGUAGCCUUUCCACUGGUGCUCCACGUCGAUGCCUCGCCGGGAUCACAGUUGGUAACAGAGCGCUUCCACGUGGACUGGAACUGGUAUUUGGCCAGCCAGAGGAGUUUUAUUGUGGCCCAGAUCGACGGGCGUGGCAGUGGCUUCCAGGGCGAAUUGCUCCGCACCCAGGUGCACGGAAAACUGGGCACCGUCGAGGUGGAGGAUCAACUAGGAGUCCUAACGUACCUGCGGGACAACCUGAAGUUCAUCGAUCCGCUGAGGAUUUGCGCCUUUGGCUGGGGCUACGGUGGCUACGCCUCCUCCAUGAUGCUCAUCGACGACUCGCAGCAGGUGCUCCAGUGCGCGGUGGCGAUCAAUCCCAUUGUCAACUUUGGAUUCCACUAUUCCUUCUUCACGGAGCGCUACAUCCCACUGAAGGGCGACUAUCUGCGUGCCCUCCAGGAGGCGGAUCUCACGAUGAAGGCGGGCAACAUCAAGGGCCGCAACCUGAUGCUAAUGCACGGCACGGCGGACACGCUGGUCCACCAGGAGCACACGCUGAUGUUGGUGCGGGCGCUCGUGGAGCAGCAGGUGAAGUUCCGGCACCAGGUGUAUCCCGACGAGGAUCACGCCAUCGCCAGGUCGCUGAGCCACGUCUACAAGACGAUGGAAUGGUACUUCGAUGAGUGCUUCGGCCCCGUCGACGACAACGAGUGGGACCCCACGGGUCUGUUCGUGUUCAAGCAAUAAUUAAGACCCCCCUACGAUCCUUACGACGAGGAUCCGCUGGCCAAUCAGCUCAGCGACAUCGACAUCGGGCCCGCCACCGAUGCGCAUCCGGAUGCGGAUGCCGCCGGCGAUUCCGCCGGCAGCAAUCUGUCCACCCUGCUGACCGCCACGACGACGAGCGCCUCGCUGUCGGCGCUCGACGAACUGGACAACCGGCUGCAGGCCCUGGACCUGAUCACCUCCUCCACGGCCACCACCCUCAGCAAGGUCGCCGGCAAGCUGUGCAACUACAGCAGCAAGCGCCGACUCCACCAGUCGGAGGCCGUGCUCGCCCAGAAGUCGCGUAUCCUCCAGCACUAGGGGAUUCACCCAAGGGGUGUCCUCCUCCGUGUGUCAAGCGUGUGUUUCCCGGGCGGGCAGAUCUAUCCUCAUUUCACUUUCGACUUCAGUUUGCGAAAAGUUUAUACAUCUUGAUGCUGUUUACAAGUCAAGAGCACGCUCUAAAUAAUGUUGAUCAUUUUCAAUUAAUUCUAUUUUAAUUUUAAUAUAAAAGAUUUGAAUUUGUGGCAGGCUUUACAAGAUGUCUUUCUUAAUUUCCUAUAAAACCAACAACUUAACAUUUCCAAUCCCUCAAUUAACAUAGCGUCAGUUUUAACAUUUCCUACUUGAAGUUGGCUGCGAUAACAUAGUAAGCACAUGCUUACUUAUUUUACAUAUUUACAUGCUUUUUUAUACUUACAUUUAUUAUUAUUUUCUAAAACCUGCAAUUUCUCUAUCACUUAUUUAAAGAAUUAUACAAAAUCGAUAUAAAUAUUCAAGUCCGCUGAUUGCUGGCGAAAGUGAAAAUGGGGAUAAAGUAUUCAAUUGCAGGUCUUCUUAAAGUUAAACCUAAUUAAUUUAAUUUUGCUAAAUUACCACGUGCAAACUUAGCUUCCGCAAAUUUGUAACGAAUGUGAAAACGAGGAAAGGUCAUUUUGUGUGAAAGUGUGGAUUCUCCAAAGGCAUUAAUGGGUACAAUUCUUUGGCAAAGUAGACUAGAUUUUGAAAACCUUUUAUUUUUUGGGAGAAAAUAUUACAAGUUUUGUCACUUUUGAAAUUUAUAAAAAUCUAAAUGGCAUUCAUGGUUUUCCAAAUUUAAAUAUUUCUUCAAAAUGAUUUGUCAUUUUUAUAAUACGAGCUAGGAUCAAAAUAUUUUGAAUAGGUAUAAAUUAUUACAUUAUUAUUAUUAUGCAAUUUAGUUUAGUUUAGCUUAGGUUUUUUUAUAGCUCGAACUUGUAGAUCGUGUUUUUUCCCUAGAAUAAAAUUGAAAAGGUUAAUUCAGAGACGAGCCAUCAAAUGUCGAGAACUAGUCACCAAAGUCGGCCAACUCGACUAUAUAUCUGUAUAUUUCGGUUGAUAUGAUUUCGCCGGCGAGAAUCGAGUGUGAAUGCGAAUCGAGAAAACAGAGUAAUUAGAAACAAAACCAAAGCAAGGUGAUUCAUUUAUGCGACUGAUUAUUAACAUAUGUGUAUUAAAUAAUUAACCAAACUGACGGAGCGAGGGGGGUGACGAUGGUGUAACGGGCCGGCGAGAUGUCGAUGUCCUUGACGUAAGGAUACAAAUGUAGGGGACUUACAUUUACCUAAUUGCAAAUGGCGCACCGAAUGCAGCGCGAUAUGUGUGUGUCAUGGUGCAUGUAAUUCGUUUAGACCUCAUUGUUGUUUCUUUACGUGUUCGUUUCGAUGUGUAUAAACAUAUAGUUAUAAUUGACUGAACGUUAUUUUUUUUGUAUAUAUUAACGAUUAAAUUUUAAAUGAGAUGUGAAAGCGAGAUUGAGCGCGCUAAUCGAAUUCGAAACUUAUUGAAACAAUUACACAAGUCAUGUCCAAAUGAAAGAUGGUGGAAAUAUCUUUUAAAUAGCCAACAAGUGUUUGUGAGUAGUCAUGAAGAAUCGGAGAGGAGAAUUGAACGCUUAAUGCCCCAUUGAAUGUUUGUGAUAGUCGAGAGUAGGCGACUAUAAAAUACCCUGUACUCCAUAGAUACUCAUCCCGAUCCCGAUCGUGAUCGCGAAUGCGAUUCUUCUCUCCCGACUUUCGGUGUGCAAAAGCUUUAAUCUUCAUAUCCAUUCGACGUUCAAUGCUGUGGAUACAGGGUAUUUCCAGCUGUCUAGCAUCCAAAACAGAUCUAAUUUUUAAUCUAAAUAUAUAUGGAGAGUGGAUGGAGCGGAGAUUGUGCCACACUAAAGACAAGUCCCAGGCUUGCAAAGCCCCCUAUGUAUAUCGAUCGCAUUGGAUCAGGACACAUAUGUUUUAUACAUAUGUAUAUAUGUACAUAUGUGGGGGGAAUUGGUGUGCUUUAGCGAGAACUAAACCAAGAAAUAAACAAGUGGCGAAACAAUUUUUUUUAGAUUUUUUUACCAUUAACAUUAAACGGAAGGAGGAAGUCGCGAGUUCCAUAUUUGAAAUGGGAUGUACUUGUCAAAAGCCUAGGUGUUAAAUGUUGCGUCAAUAAGCGAAACCGAAAUUGAAAUUGAAAUUUUAUUGUAGCGGGGCCGACGAGAGGCCCCCGACUUCCGGAAUCCAACUAUAACUAAGAAAUCCAGAUAAAACAAUAUAGUCAAGCUUUAAAUGUUGUACACGAUGGGGGGUCGCAGCCACUUGAAACCCAAGUUAACUAAACCAAAAGAAGAGAAUGCCCAAAAACAGACCCGAGAAUAAAUAAAUGUUAAACUUAACUAAACGAUAAAUGCAUAUUUAUAAAUGUUUAAAACAACAAUUCUAUAAUAAACUAAAGGAAAACUAUAUAUGUAAUUGUGCUAAGGCAGAAUUUAAUGUAUUCCAAGCUACCAAAGCGACAAAAAGCCAUUAACUACGUGGAACCAAACAAUGUAAACGCAAAGCUAACAACAAAUACAAACUGCAACAUACAACUCAUUUCCCUAAAGUACAAAGGAAACGAUGGAAAACCCACAUAUAUGGGCAUGCUCCGUUAAUCGAAUUCGUAAGAAUUUUACAAUUUCGAUUUGAAAUUAUUUUUUUUAUAUUCAAUUAGAUCUUAUUUUCAAAAGGGGAAAAAUAGUUUACUUAUUCCACAUCACCACAAGAUCAUUCUGUUACUUAGGUAUUUUAUAAAAUAUGUAUUUCUGACCCCACCUUAAAAUUUGACAAACAAAAUUUUGCGGUCGGUAACAAAAAGAUUCGAUUUGGCAAGGGAAGAACUCCAUAUUGUUGGUGAAACGAAUCAGGCGAAUUAUAUAAAGGAGGGCCAAAAGUGUUGUUUGUAAAUAAUGAUAUUUAAUUUAAUUAAUUAAAUGGUCAAAGUGGAGUAAAAACGUAAUUGCGAAUAUUGGAAUUGAAACAGUGGCAAAUUUGGCCGCUCUAUUGUCUGGAAACAGCUUAAACACUGUUACUGUUUACAAAUCAUUUCGAUAGCAACAAUUUUGCGAAAACCGGAGCAGCUAAUAACGAAAUCGAACGAUUUUUCUCAAAUCGAAAUCGAAACUAAGUUACGAUUACCGGAGCAUGCCUGAUUAUUCAGUUGAGCACAGAAACCACACCAUCUAACACAAAAAAGACCAAAACUGGACAGUAUUGAACGAAGUGAUUUGGUUUCAAGACAACAUCUCAGCAUAAAGUAUUCAAGCCGAAAUCGAACAGAAUCCAAAUAGAUAUAGCGAAAAAACGAACAAAACUAUGUAUUUCCAACAAACAGACACAAGUAUACCAACAAAGCGAUCCAAAGCAACUAAAAACCAAAAAAGCGAAACAAUAAAGACAUUUUUGUGUGUAUGUAAGAUUAAAUAGAAAAAUCUGGUUUUGA
Messenger RNA from Drosophila simulans, 6980 nucleotides. RefSeq names its product inactive dipeptidyl peptidase 10. Gene Ontology annotation, molecular function: serine-type peptidase activity; dipeptidyl-peptidase activity. NCBI's taxonomy places the organism in Eukaryota, Metazoa, Arthropoda, Insecta, Diptera, Drosophilidae. Gene Ontology annotation, biological process: proteolysis. The transcript has 10 exons. Bases 279 to 3203 code for a protein of 974 amino acids. The record is from RefSeq and is a predicted model, not a curated record.